This is a messenger RNA of Perca flavescens (yellow perch), 1635 nucleotides long. RefSeq lists its product as uncharacterized. The transcript has 7 exons. NCBI's taxonomy places the organism in Eukaryota, Metazoa, Chordata, Actinopteri, Perciformes, Percidae. The record is from RefSeq and is a predicted model, not a curated record. Bases 43 to 1602 code for a protein of 519 amino acids.
AUUCAAGUCAAACAUUAAAUCAACUCAUUAAAAAAAGUAAGGAUGGCAGUUUGGGACCGAAAGAUUUCCUGUUGCUUCACGUUACUGCUCGCUGGUGCUCUGGGUCAAAGUGUGAACUAUCCAGAUCCUUUUUGUGGUGUGAUAGGAUCAACAGUAACCCUCCCUUGCUCCUUCACACCACUGAAGUCUGUUAUGGACGACAAUGGAAAAGAAGUUUUGAUCAAGGUCGUCAGAGUCGUCUGGUGCAAGAACCAUGAAUUCUGUUUCGGAGAGACUCCAUGUGUGUACGACAGCGAAUCAAACAACACCGACCCUCGUUACAGAUACCUGGGAGACAAGAAGGGAGACUGCACUUUACAGAUCUCAGAUUUACAGGAGGAAGACGGAGCAAUUUUUCGCUUCAGAGUGGAAACUAAUGACAACAGAGCAACUUUUACUGGCCAACCAGGAGUGAAAGUCAGAGCUGCUGGUGCUCUGGGUCAAUGUGUCAACUAUCCCGAUAGCCCUGUUUGGGCUAUGAAAGGAUCGACCGUCACCCUCCCCUGCUCCUUCACACCACUGAAAUCUGUCAACAACAAUGGAAAAGAAGUUUUGAUUGAGAUCAACAGAGUUGUCUGGUGCAAGAACCAUGAAACCUGUUUCGGACAGACUCUGUCUGUGUACGACAGCGAAUCAAACAGCACCGACCCUCGUUACAGAUACCUGGGAGACAAGAAGGGAAGCUGCACUUUACAGAUCUCAGAUUUACAGGAGGAAGAUGGUGCAACUUUUCGCUUCAGAGUGGAAACUAAUGACAGCAGAGCAACUUUUACUGGCCAAUCAGGCGUGAGACUAGGAGUCAUAGGUGCUCUGGGUCAAAGUGUGAACUAUCCAGAUCCUAUUUGUGGUGUGAUAGGAUCAACAGUCACCCUCCCCUGCUCCUUCACACCAGUCGUUGAUGAUGCAGGAGCACCUUUGAUCAAGGGCGUCAGAGUCGUCUGGUGCCAGAACGAGGAAUUUUGUCUGCUUACCACUACGUCUGUGUACGACAGCGAAUCAAACAACAACAACAACCCUCGUUACAGAUACCUGGGAGACAAGAAGGGAAGCUGCACUUUACAGAUCUCAGAUUUACAGGAGAAAGACGAUGCAACUUUUCGUUUUAGAGUGCAAACUAAUGAUCGCAAAACAACUUUUACUGGCCAACCAGGAGUGAGAGUCACAGUCGAAGAUGGUGCUCAGAUGAAGAUAAGAAGCUCCAGAGAUGACAGAGUGUUUAAAAAAGGUGAAGCAGUCACACUGAACUGUUCUGCUGCAAGCUGUACUAUCCACCAACUGGAUGUCACCUGGUUCAGAGAUGGCUUCGCCCUCUGUGAGUCUGGCCCCGCCCUCCAUCUGGGUUAUCUGACUGCAAAGGAUUCUGGGAACUACACCUGUGGUUUGAAGAGGAACAACCACAACCUCUCCGCAGCGUAUAGCCUGCACGUGGAGGCUGACGAGGAAGGAACAAUAGCAUUUGACACACUGCUGGCUGUUCGUCUGCUUCUCUUCACUCUGCACACUGUUCUCGUCGUCAUAGUGACGUCCAUCAUCAUCAAAAGGACGUGCGUUUGCAAAAAAUAGAUGACGGUGUAGGUGAGUCACUAAACAUCCUUU